GCUAAGCAUGGGAGGAAGUGGAGGAAGAAAUUUAGACGAAACGCCUACUUGGGCUAUAGCCGUUGUUUGCUUUGUUUUGCUCUCCAUAUCUAUCACCAUUGAGCACAUCUUCCAUGUCAUAGGAAAGUGGUUUAAGCAGAAGCACAAAAGAGCUCUAUACGAGUCACUUGAAAAGAUCAAAUCAGAGCUUAUGUUGUUGGGGUUCAUAUCAUUGCUCCUAACGGUAGGACAAGGUCUAAUAUCGAGGAUAUGCAUAUCAGAAAAGGUUGCCGGAACAUUUCACCCCUGCAGUACCAAAAGAGUGAAACACAGCACGCCCCCAUUAGAUCAUGAUGAUGACGAAACCAAUGGCCAGAGAUUACUAGCGGCGAUUCUCAGUUCCGAUGACGAGAGUCACCGGCGCAUUUUAGCCUUGGGUGCAAGGGACAAGUGCGCAGCCCAGGGUAAAGUCCCGUUUGUCUCAUCCGAGGCCAUUCAUCAACUCCAUAUAUUUAUCUUCGUGCUGGCUGUGUUUCAUGUUCUUUACUGCAUACUCACUCUAGCUCUGGGUAGAGCAAAGAUGAGAAGAUGGAAACGGUGGGAAGUGGAAACCAAGACAGCAGAGUACCAAUUUUCACAUGAUCCUGAACGAUUUCGAUUUGCGAGAGAGACAUCGUUUGGAAGAAGACAUUUGAGUUUUUGGACCCAAAAUACAGUCCUUGUUUGGAUUGUUUGUUUCUUCAGACAGUUUGUACAGUCAGUUCCUAAAGUAGAUUACUUGACAUUGAGACAUGGAUUUAUGAUGGCACAUUUGGGGCCUCAAAGUCACCAGAAAUUCAACUUUCGGAAAUAUAUCAAAAGAUCUCUGGAAGAGGACUUCAAAGUGGUCGUUGAAAUCAGUCCUCCAAUCUGGUUCAUCACAGUGCUUUUUCUCCUGUUUAACACUCACGGCUGGUACUCUUAUCUGUGGCUGCCAUUUGCUCCUUUGAUUAUUGUUCUAUUAGUUGGAACCAAGCUGCAAGUGAUAAUAACAAAGAUGGGUCAAAGAAUUCAACAACGAGGAGAAGUUGUAAAGGGAGUGCCACUGGUGCAACCUGGGGAUGACCUCUUCUGGUUUAACAAACCUCGACUUAUUCUCUACCUCAUUAAUUUCGUGCUCUUUCAGAAUGCUUUUCAGCUUGCUUUCUUUUCAUGGGCUGCGCUUCAAUUUAUGAUGAAAUCCUGUUUCCAUUCCCAAAAACAGGGCGUGGUGAUCAGAAUCUCAAUGGGGAUCUUCGUUCAAUUCCUUUGCAGCUACGUGACCCUUCCUCUCUAUGCUCUCGUGACACAGAUGGGUUCAACAAUGAAGCCAACCAUUUUUAACAAAAGAGUAGCCACAGCUCUAAGAAAGUGGCACCACACAGCGAAGAAGAACGUAAAACAGAACCGUGGAUUGCGAUUGCAGACUCCUUCAUCAACCAGGCCCACGACCCCGAACCACCCUAAGUCUCAGGUUAAUUUCCUACGCCGCUACCAUAGUGAAAUGGCCCCUUAUCCCUCGUCUCCAAUAAGGUUCGAUUUUGAGGCAAAUCUUUCUUAUGAGGUCAAUGCUACUAGUUCUUCUAUUCACCACCAUGAAAUGGAAAUGGGUCACCAGGCCUAUGAUCAUGCUGAAAAGGUUGAUGAGCCCAGCUCUACCCUUGUGGGUUUAAGUCUGCCUCAACGCGAGAUUGAUAUCGAACAUGGCAAGGAAUUUUCUUUUGAUAAUAAAGAAUGACUACACGUUUUAUUAAAUGUCAAAAUGACAAAGGUGAUGUUGAUUUUAGUAGCAUCUCACCUAGUGUGUAGAUCUUUCAAGGCAUUGAAUAUUUUGUAAUAUAUUAUUUAUACACAUAGUUGCAGGUGUUCCCCUUAGCAAAUCAUUCCAAAAGUCAGAAUUUUUGUUAAGAUGUAAUUUGAAUGUGAACUAGUGUUGUAACUAAAGGAACAAACUACAAUUGGAUUUCUUUUUCACCUGAAGGUGUAGAGAGGAACUUAUUGUUUUCAAGUAA
Messenger RNA from Glycine soja, 2009 nucleotides. Its product is annotated as MLO-like protein 6. NCBI's taxonomy places the organism in Eukaryota, Viridiplantae, Streptophyta, Magnoliopsida, Fabales, Fabaceae. Gene Ontology annotation, cellular component: membrane. Gene Ontology annotation, biological process: defense response. The record is from RefSeq and is a predicted model, not a curated record. Bases 8 to 1735 code for a protein of 575 amino acids. The transcript is spliced from 15 exons.